GCGCUGGGCUCGUAGAGCAGCUUCUGGGCCGCCCAAUGAACGAGCGAGUUUCCGUGGUUAGGGGCGUGGCAGAAGCCGUCGUCAGGGGCGUGGCGGCAGUUGCUUGGGCGGGGCCGGUAGCGGCGGGAGCUGCGCUGGCCAGGGGUUCCGGCUGCAUUUCCAUGAGCGCCGCCGGCAGCCGCGGAGCUGAGGGAACAGGACUGACGGCGAGCUGGGCCGCUGUAGUCAACCACGCACAGCUUUUAGAUUAAUUCCAAGAAGAGAUCUGCCCUGACCGGCCCAGCCACACAACUGGCUCUUCAAGAUCAGUUCAUAUUGGCAGUGGAGAGGAACAGGCGACACAGAUCAAGAUGAAUGCCAUGCUGGAGACCCCCGAGCUCCCGGCCGUGUUUGACGGGGUGAAGCUGGCCGCUGUGGCCGCUGUGCUGUACGUGAUCGUCCGGUGUUUGAAUCUGAAGAGCCCCACAGCCCCGCCUGACCUCUACUUCCAGGACUCGGGGCUCUCGCGCUUUCUGCUCAAGUCCUGUCCUCUUCUGACCAAAGAAUACAUUCCACCGUUGAUCUGGGGGAAAAGUGGACACAUCCAAACAGCUUUGUAUGGGAAGAUGGGAAGGGUGAGGUCGCCACACCCAUACGGGCACCGGAAGUUCAUCACCAUGUCUGAUGGAGCCACUUCGACCUUUGACCUCUUUGAGCCCUUGGCUGAGCACUGUGUGGGAGAUGACAUCACCAUGGUCAUCUGCCCUGGAAUUGCCAAUCACAGCGAGAAGCAGUACAUCCGCACCUUUGUCGACUAUGCCCAGAAAAAUGGCUAUCGGUGUGCUGUGCUGAACCACCUGGGUGCCUUGCCCAACAUUGAACUGACUUCGCCACGCAUGUUCACCUACGGCUGCACCUGGGAAUUUGGAGCCAUGGUAAACUACAUCAAGAAGACAUAUCCCCUGACCCAGCUGGUGGUCGUGGGCUUUAGCCUGGGUGGUAACAUCGUGUGUAAAUACUUGGGGGAGACCCAGGCCAACCAAGAAAAGGUCUUGUGCUGCGUCAGCGUGUGCCAGGGCUACAGCGCACUGAGGGCCCAGGAAACCUUCAUGCAGUGGGACCAGUGCCGGCGCUUCUACAACUUCCUCAUGGCAGACAACAUGAAGAAGAUCAUCCUCUCCCACAGGCAAGCUCUUUUUGGAGACCAUGUUAAGAAACCCCGGAGCCUGGAGGACACAGACUUGAGCCGCCUGUACACGGCCACAUCCCUGAUGCAGAUCGAUGACAACGUGAUGAGGAAGUUCCAUGGCUAUAACUCCCUGAAGGAAUAUUACGAGGAAGAAAGCUGCAUGAGGUACCUGCACAGGAUUUAUGUACCCCUCAUGCUGGUGAAUGCAGCUGAUGACCCCCUGGUGCAUGAAAGUCUUCUAACCAUUCCAAAGUCUCUUUCAGAGAAACGGGAGAACGUGAUGUUUGUGCUGCCGCUGCACGGGGGCCACCUGGGCUUCUUUGAGGGUUCCGUGCUGUUCCCCGAGCCCCUGACAUGGAUGGAUAAGCUGGUGGUGGAGUACGCCAACGCCAUUUGCCAGUGGGAACGUAACAAGUUGCAGUGCUCUGACACGGAGCAGGUGGAGGCCGACCUGGAAUGAGGCGCCCCAGACUCUGGCACUCUCCAGCUGCCCUCCUCUGGAACUCAUGUCCCUCACCGGCUGUUUCAGGUCUCCCAUCUCCCUCAAUGACCUGGAUCUGACCUCACCAUCAGCGGGGGCAACCCACCAGACACACCUAUCUUGAAGUAGGUGGCUGUCCCUGGGGGCUCCAGGCUAUUUUUGUGCUUAAUUACUGGUUUUCUCCAUUGCUUUGUUAGCCACGGUGACAAACAACAGGGUUCUCACCCUCCUGUCCAGUUUCAGCAUCUGAUUGCUUUCAAGCCAAUUACAUCUAGUUUCCCUAUUAAAAAUGUGUCUGGACAGCAGUUUUGCUUUGCCAAUCAAAAGGCUUUUCCCCAAGAGCAGUGAAGGAUGUGUGUUAUUUUGUGGUGGUUUAGAUGUGUCCUUAUGUAGACCCUAAAAAGAGCCAAUGCCAUAGAUGAGGUUCAGCUUGGGAGCCCGAAGCCCUGGCCUCCCAGGCCAGAGUGUGGCCUCCAACAUGGCAAAGAAGAUUCCCUUGAGUCACGAGCCAAGUUUCUUCCUCACUCUUUUCUAAGACAGUUUGCCCACACGUUGCUGAUGACGAGAGUCACCUGGGGCGCUUGUUAAAAAUUCAGCCUCCCAGGUCCCUCCCCUUGAAGAAGCUGAUUCAGUGGGUCUGGGAAGGGGUCUGGGGAUUUUAAUUUUUGACAAGUGCCCCAUGUGAUUCUCAUCACCAGGCAAAUCUGAGAAACACGGUUGUGCGGGGCCUUUAGAAACAUCUCAGUAACUCGUUUUAUUCAAAUUCAUGGUCGGAGGUGUCUCUCAGCUCCCAGGAGCCUCCAAAGCAGCAAAACCUGUCAAGUGCAGCUGCCCUAGUGUGAUCUUAGUGUGACGUCCCAGAAAGGGCCUGGGUGGGGUGAAGACUUUGGGCUGAGGCUCUGCUUCUCACUGGCUAUAUGACCCUGGAAAAGUCCCUUUGAAGUUUAGUUUUUUCACCUGUCAAAUGGGGGACUUGGACCAGGUAGAUUGCCGAGAUCACUACCAGUUCUAAAGUUCAAUGACAAACUCAGUUUACUGAGGUUUGAGAGAACAUCCCUCCAGUGGACCCUGGGAGCUAUUCUAAGCUUGUAGAUGUCACCACUUGCCUUUCUUUUCUUUUUCUUUUUUGUCCCUCACUUCAUAUAAAGAGGUUUUGGGGUGUUUUUUUUUAAGCACUCAGUUAUAAUUUUAUUGUUUUUUUAACCCAGACCUCUCUCACACCUGCUUUUGAUACCAAACAAUUCAAAAGUUGGAUCUGAGUUUGGAGAAAUAUCUUUCCAACUGAAGACGGUGUGAUCUUGAAACCAGAUUUUUAAUUUAAUAGCUUAUAUCUGUAGUCUGUUCGCUAGAGCUUUCCAGAGUGUGUCUUCUCAAAUGAAAAGUCACUCCAGGUUUCAAGUACUCCUAUCCUCCAAUCCUGUGGUACUUGAAUAUCUAAAAACCCGGCACUUUGAAAAAUUAGCUAUCUGGAACUAAACAGGAUUAUGAGUGAAAUGGCCUAGAUACUUUAAAAAAAUUUUUUUUGUUCUUGCUUCCUCUCCUUUACUCUAGGACAGACAGGAAUAUAAAUAGUGGGUCUGUGUGUGCAUGUCUAAAGGGUAAAGGGAGCCACCUGAGGGCCUGGAGGCCACCCCUCAUGGCCACGGGUGGAUGUAGUUUGGGCAUCAGUCCAAGUCAUGUGACAGUAAUGUCUGUAACCCGAAGAAGUUGUUUUCUGACAAUCACCAGAUCGUUCUAACUAGUAACAUCAAAAACAGCCAUUAUCUGAAAAGAUUGAGACUCUGUGGUCUCCACUUUGCUUCGGUACAAUUUCUCACACACACCAAAUUCAUCAUUGUGACUUCCUCCCUAAGUUGUUAUUUUUCAAGUGCAUUUCUUUUUCAUUUCUUUCGGCACAAAUUGGCACUUUAUCAUCUACCCCUCAAUUUGGAAGCUAGUCCCUCCCCUCUGUUACUGUUCCCUCCAACCAACAACCACAGCUGUAAUCUAGAAGAUUCAUCGUCCCAUUUCCAUUACUACCUUCAUGUCUUGAGACUUUUUUGUGAAAUUAGGUAUACGAAGCAAUAAAUCAGUGGGGUUGAAUCACCAUCCCAGGAGGCAAGAGGCUCCUUUUCAUUUGCCUUAGGUCUCAUCUCUUAUCUAUUCUGACAAAGUAGUGGCCAGGUACCAGCUCCAUUGAGAAGACGACAGUGCUGUUGUCACACACAUGGCAGGGCAGGGGCAGAAGUCCUUGGAGCCUGGUCUGCACGGCAGUUCUGAAGCCCACGGAGGAGAGGCAGGGCUCAAGGCAUAGCUUUUGUUGCUCCACAACCGGAAUUUACCCCGCAGUUCUGUGGGGGCCGUGUCCCAGCUGAAAUCUUUUUAGUGUGUGAGUCUGAAUGGCCCUUGCAUUCCAUUUUGGCUCACAUGAAAUCAACUGAAGCCCUUUUGUUCAAGCUUCAGGGUCUCAGGCAUGGCAAUGAGAGUAUAACUGUGGCUAUCUUAACAGGAAAAUUCUUGUUCGUCCCUGAAUGGGAGCAUAGAGGCAUUGAAUUUACAGAGAUGCAAGCUCGCCUAAUAAACAAGGAAGCAUCAUUUUAUAUGUAGGUCAGCUUUUUCCUUCCUCCCGCUUUCUUUGCUUUUCUUCAUAAAGUCAUUCCUUUCUGAUGAUAACGUGAGAGCUCUUCUUGCAAUCAAGGUCCUAUUUGGGCUCAAACAAGGCUGAAUUGUCAGAGUAUUUGAACAUUAUAUUUUAAAAUCAGAUGAAGGAUAUAAAUUGCAGGAGCCUAGACAAUUGUAUCGCAGGAAGAACAUGUUUUAACAUGUCUCUGGGUUGUACUCCCUGCCUCUAAACAGUAUGAAAGCAAUGAUGAUUAGCUGAGCCCAAAUGAGGAUUGUCUGACUUGAAAAAUGGUCUCAAGUCUCCAUGAUGCGUUGAUGUUAAUAGGGAGUUUAACAGACUUGAAGAAAACCUCUUACCUUUCCUGCUGUGAGUUUACACCAGUCAGUCCAGGGCAGAAUGAAAGCAGAAAGUUGUUUGCUGUCACUAUAUUCUUUGAACCCCGCUGCAGUGUUUACACACGCUGUAAGAGUGGGAAUAUGCCUGUAAGGGGAGCAUUCCUUUCCUGAUGCGGUGUGAUGGAACCAGGGUCCAGGAGACCCAGGUUCUUGUCCUAACUGUCUCUAAUUCACACUGGGUUGUGGGCAAUCACCUCACCUCCUUCACCUCUCUGAACUCCAGUUACCUCAUCUUAGACCAUCUCUUAGUCCACUUCAUCUAUUUACACAUCAUUUGCCGGAACAUUCCCACUUGCCUUCUACAGCCCUUGCAAGUGGAAACAGAUAUGUCAAGGCCUCGGGCUUAUCUUGAGAGGGGACUUGAAGAGGGAGUUACUGCUUUGAGCCUUCGUUGCUGAAGACCCUUGAUUUUGCCCAAAGCCCCGUGUCUCUGACUGGCUUCUCUUCAGAGCCUCCACUGUCAUCUCAGUAUCCCUUCUGUGCCGAGGGUGGUCUUAUGACUGGGACAGGUGCUGACCGUUGGAACGAGCCAAAUAUCCCCAUCCUUCUGUGUGACUCAGGCAAGCAUUGAGAGUUCCCAGGGCAGAAAUCCUUCCUGCUCAGGCUUUCAUUCGAAAACUACGGUCUUCAUUAAAGCUGAACUUUCUGGGUAGCUGCGCUUAUAUGCCUGGCAUCUGAAUGAGAGCUCUCUUUGUCGCUGUGUGGCUUGAGAUCCAUCUUGCCAGCUCCGGGGAAACAAUACGUGUGUUCUUGUUUGUGUUUGCCAGACAAGCAGAUGUCUGAGAUGUGAGAGGCUUUUGUUUUCCCUGGGCACCGGUUCUGACCUGGAGCUAAAGUAAAGAUCACUGAAACAUCACGUUGAGUUAAAAGAAUUCAGGUCCUUGUCCUCUAAGGCAGGACAGGAGAGUUAUUAAGAAGCAUUUCCCUGCGGCAUCCACUCACAAUAUCAUCUGGGAUUGUUUUCUUUGCCCAGAAAGCCUUAACUCGCCUCUAGAGUAUCCCCUGGUAUUACAACAAUACUGUGGCUUUGGAAUUCAAUUCUUCUGCUGUAGAUGUUUGAGGCAAAGCCACAGCAAAACCAGAGAAUUCCUUCAUGUGGCCUGUACGCUCCUUGUUAACGUUAGACCCCCUCAACCCCCUCAACAAUAUGAGUGACCCCAAACUGGCCAAACACCUCGUCUCUGAUGCCUUUCUUCCUUCGUGGCCUCAUUCUGUGUUCAAAACCACUUUGGAUUCAUUGGAUGCUUCAAAAAGCCAUGAAAAGUGGCCUGCCUGUGGCAUUUAGAGGCCCAGCAGUCGAGGGAAAGGUUUCCUCCUCCCUCUAUUAGCAGAGGGAAGUGCCCCCGUCUUUGUAAACUCUGACUGCUUUUGCCAAAUGGCGUUUGCAGGGGAACUGGUCCCUACUGGCAGUGAGAACUGGAAUGCUAUCCACAAUGAAAGCUCCCUCCUCACUGCUGCCACUGCCUGCGGAUGCUGCAGCCUGGGCAUCCCCACCGUGUGGCCCUUGGAAGCAGGCUGCAGAGCCCAGCUUGCCAGCCAUUCUCAGACCCCAGGCAGUAGACAGCUGCCCCUUUUGAAGGAGUCAGGCCCACCCACACACCAUGUUUUCUAAACCAAUUUUCCUAGCAUGUAUGUGGGUAAAAUGUUCAUAUAUGAAUGAAUAAGCUGAAGUUAAUUUCUAACCAGUGGAUUAAGUCUUUUAACUCAACUCCUGCCAAUCAGUAAUGACAUCUGUUAACCUACCUUCUCCCCCUUCUGGACCCCAUCCGCCAAGAAAUCUAUCGCCAUAAGUUGGGGACAGUCCCCUGAUAGCACCUGCAGAAAUACCGUUCAUCUCCACGGGCAUUCUCCUUCCAGACCACCCACAGUUACCCAGAGUAACUGCUGAGCCCUCAGUCCCAGCGCCAGCCACUUGCUUCCCAGGCUGCGUGCGUGGGUGGACCAAGUUCCUGGUGUAGGAGUUAGGUUUUGUUUGGUUUUUGUUUUGGCCUCCUUGGUUCAUCCUAAAGCACAAGUCCAUGUAGAAUCCUGUCACCUCUCCGCACCAGUUCAGAUGAUCUGGGUCUCUCCCACUGCCUCAGGAAGACCUUCACUGUACCUGAGCUUUUGACUUCUGCCACUGCAGCUGCCUUAGCGACACCAGGGGUUGGGGGGUGCGUUGGAGGGGGAGGCCAGUUUGCAUCUCCCCCUUUCCUGGUUAGACUCCCAUUAACCACAUUCUUCUGUUGGUAGAUCUGCUUGCAGAUUGAUUUUUGAGAACCAUCACUUUCACAUUCCUAAUUUAUGUUUGUUUUGUUUGAUUUCGUUUUGGGGGAUUUUCUGAAACUUCAAAUGCUGCCCUGAAGAUGAUGUAGUUUUGAGUUUGUGUUCUGAAAGCCUCCGUGCUGCUGGAUUUAAUGGGGGCAUGGGGGAAACAGGGGAUCCUCCAGCACCGAGGUGUUUAAGAUUUGCAACUAGCAAUGCAAUUUUUUCUAAAUAUGAGGAUAUUUACCUUUAUUAAGAAAUGAUAAUAAACAAUCAAGGUGUCCUUGAUCAUUUUAUGUUCUCAUAUUACUUUCGGUUCUAUUUUGAUUCCAUGUGGUGGUAAACAAAGAUCAUUACAAACAAAAACUGUAAUUUUGUUAUCUUUGAUUCAAUGGAAUUUCUUUACUUAAAAAAAUAAAAGACUAAAAAUGUA
This is a messenger RNA of Vicugna pacos (alpaca), 7323 nucleotides long. It is a transcript of the gene ABHD2, whose product is annotated as abhydrolase domain containing 2, acylglycerol lipase. Gene Ontology annotation, cellular component: sperm plasma membrane; sperm flagellum. Gene Ontology annotation, molecular function: monoacylglycerol lipase activity; acetylesterase activity. The record is from RefSeq and is a predicted model, not a curated record. NCBI's taxonomy places the organism in Eukaryota, Metazoa, Chordata, Mammalia, Artiodactyla, Camelidae. Gene Ontology annotation, biological process: medium-chain fatty acid biosynthetic process; steroid hormone receptor signaling pathway; acylglycerol catabolic process.